Chlorocebus sabaeus (green monkey) is the source of this 588-nucleotide messenger RNA. The record is from RefSeq and is a predicted model, not a curated record. Lineage: Eukaryota; Metazoa; Chordata; Mammalia; Primates; Cercopithecidae.
AUGGUCAGCUCCUGUUGUGGUUCCGUUUGCUCUGACCAGGGCUGUGGCCUGGAGACCUGCUGCCGCCCCAGCUGCUGCCAGACCACCUGCUGCAGGACCACCUGCUGCCGCCCCAGCUGCUGUGUGUCCAGCUGCUGCAGGCCCCAGUGCUGCCAAUCUGUAUGCUGCCAGCCCACCUGCUGCCGCCCCAGCUGCUGCAUCUCCAGCUGCUGCCGCCCCAGCUGCUGUGUGUCCAGCUGCUGCAGGUGAUGCUGCUAGACCACCUGCUGCAGGACCACUUGCUGCCGUCCCAGCUGCUGUGUGUCCAGCUGCUGCAGGCCCCAGUGCUGCCAGUCUGUGUGCUGCCAGCCCACCUGCUGCCGCCCCAGCUGCUGCAUCUCCAGCUGCUGCCAGCCCACCUGCUGCCGCCCCAGCUGCUGCAUCUCCAGCUGCUGCCGUCCCUCUUGCUGUGAAUCCAGCUGCUGCCGCCCCUGCUGCUGCCUGCGUCCAGUCUGUGGCCGAGUCUCCUGCCACACCACUUGCUACCGCCCAACCUGUGUCAUCUCCACCUGCCCCCGCCCCUUGUGCUGCGCCUCCUCAUGCUGCUGA